GUUAUGGUUGCUUGGCCAGGGUGACUACACAGUAUAUUUUUUUUCUACUUGAGCUUUUUAUAAUUAACCCUUUUAUUACAAUUUAUUGGUUGAAAGGUUUCUUACGUUUUGAAGACGUUACGCUGGGGGAAGUUGUGCUGGAGGGGGAAUCAAAACAAUCUGUAUUUAAAAAAACGUACGCACACUUCGCGGGAAAAUCGAGGAUUACUUUUGUGUGCGAGGUUAACCAAUGGGAUGAGAGGGAAUUCAAAUGGCGCUUCUUGAUUGGUCGAUGCGCUUCGACCUCUGGGUAAUCCGUGGUGACUGCGACCACUAAAUUCGAUCGACCAAUCGCGUUGCUCGAUUGAAAGCGAUCGACCAAUCACGUCGCUGUCGUGCCGCCGGCAGCCAAUUGGAUCGCUCGGCUCGUAUUUCGAAAAUACCUUUGUGUAAAAACACGAGGCAAGGCCUCUUGUUGUUUCGCAUCUCGUUCUAGUCGAAUCACGGCCUGCUGGAUAUCGGGGAUAUUGUGAGACCUUUGAGAAGUGCUUUUUCCGAAACUGUAGUCCUUAAUACACUGUACGUUUCAUGCGGCUGCAGUAAAAACAGGAAACAUGGAAAUCUCACCCAGAAAAUCUUCAAAGCGAAUGCUAGAACCAAUAGACGAGUGGUUACAAAAUGAAGGCUAUUUUAGAAAACACACACCCAGAGACCCCACGUGUCUAUUUCGAGCGAUCAGUGAACAAGUUUAUUCUAUUCAGCGUUAUCACAUUCGCGUUAGACAAGAAUGCGUCGAGUUUAUGAGAAAGAACAAGGACUAUUUUCAGGAGCAUGUGAACGUUCCAUUUGAUAACUACUUGGAACAAAUGUCUUAUGUCACUGAGUGGGGUGGAGAACUUGAAAUAAAAGCCAUAUCACUCCUUUAUAAAAAAGACAUUAUCGUGUUCCAUGGACAUGAGUUAACUCGACAGAAAGUGAGCGAUAAUAAUUUUGAAGAAUGCAUUUAUUUAUGCUUCACCCUGCCAAAACAGUAUGAAAGUAUUUACUCAAAGGAGUUUAUUUCCUCUGCUGCAUUUUGCCAAUCUGUCGUAUAUAGAGUAUUGUACAAGGAUGUUUUUAAGAUGCCUGAUAUAGAUGAUACUGUCCACAAAAUGCUGCAUGAUCGUUCCAGUACAUUUAAACAUGACAAAUUUUUCCAUAAAAAAAAUUUGGAAAUGAGAGAGCAAUUGACUGAGUUGGUUACCAAAAUGGAAGAUGAAUCAGAGGAAAUAUCAAGUACAAAUGCCUUGAUGAAAGGACUUACUCCUUUCCCUUACAGAAUUGCAAAAGCUUUAGAUCCUUGCAUUUACCGCAAUACAGAUUUUGACAUUUGGCACGAAACACGACGAGAAAUAAGAAAUUCAGGGCAGUCCAGAUAUAAUGGAUUGGAGCUUCAAGUAGGAGGCAGAUGCUUGGUUCUAAUGGACAUUAAGGUGGAUGAGUUGGAUAAUAUCAAUAAUAAUUCUAUGAUCAUCAGUGGUGAUAAAGAUACAGUUGGAAACGAUCAGAUAGCUGUCAUGAAAACGGGAAAACAAGAUAUGACAUUUAACGGGCAUAUACAAGAAAUGACAAAGAAUGAGGGUCCUGUAGUUGUUUUUAUAGAAGAACUUGGAGAGAAACGGACUGUGCCAUACGCUGCACUCAAACCAGUUUCAAUGCAAAAAAUUAAACAAUCAACUUGGGGACUUCCUCCAUCUAAGAAGAAUGUGUUUGUCGAAUCAAACCAAAAGUGGAGAAGGACUUGGGGAUCGAAUUGUCGAAAAAUAAAGCAUGCGGUGACUGCCUCUGAUGUGUUAAAUGAUGAUAUUGACAGAAACAACAAUAACAGUAAUAAUGGCAUUAUUUCUAAAAGCCGAAAUGGUAAUAACAAUCACAUUACAGGGACGAAUAAAAAUGAAAACGAAGAAAAUAUUCAGUGGGAGGAAGAGGUCAGGCAUUGUGAAGAUGGUCAACCUACAAUGCUAUUUGAAACUUAUACAAUGGAACAAUUUACUUCCUUCCAAGGAUUUUCAGUUAAUACUUCCGUUGACGUUUUACCUGUAACAGUGGUACUAGAUAAUACUCAACAAACUGUGAUGGAACAUCCUAUUCAAGAUUGUUCCGAAGGGACUGAAAAGAAUUCUGUUUCAUCGUCAGAAAAUCCUAGAGGUGAUAAUCUAACAAAGACAAUUGCAGUAAACUCUACAGCUGUGGUUGCUGUUGAAAAUAACGCUCAGUCAUCUCAGAUAUGCACUCAGCGAUCAUCAAACGAAAUCCAGUGCCCACCAACUUCUGGACCAAUGCAAUUUUUUUCAGGGAACGCAAACAUGUUCUACGUGUCUGCUGAUGGCAACUUAUCUCCGAUACAGUAUUUUGCUGGGAACUCUGUAGAAUCAACGGCUUUGGUCACUCAUAUUGAUCGUACUUUACGAUCCAUUAAUCUUUCUGCUCCAAAGAGUGUAGAUGCAACCGGUUCUGAUUUGCCCUUCUCAGAUACAAUCACUCUGAGAUUCUUUUACAACUUAGGGUGGGAGUACUUCCGUGCUAGUAAUAUGUGGACUUCAGUUGCUAAUGGUCAAGCUGUUACCUUUGGAUCGGGCAGUAUGGAACAAAUUGGUCCAUCACAGACAAGCAUGCCGAGUUCUGACCAAGAAGGAUUACCAACAAACGAAGAGGAAGUUUCUCGCUUGUCAAGUAACAUGCGACAAAAUUGCUCGAUAACUCGACGCAAAGGAGAUGGUUCAAAUAAUGGCGCUGGGCGUAAUUCUACAGGACACCGUUUACCAUUAAAGCCUGUCGGGCAACGCGCCGAGAAUGUUCAAGAUUAUUCAGCGAGAAGAAACGAAAUUCGCAAAGGCUCUUACGAAAACAAUAAAAAUUCGUACGUUGAUUGCGAUAGGAGCAAGGACCAAGCAUUCUCAAAUAGGGAAGUCAGGUUCGGAAGAAAUGGUAUAGCACCUCGCUUUAAAAAGAACUCCGACGGCCGCCAAAGAGGAAGAUUAAAUCAUCACACUCAACACCGUCAACUGCAACAAUCGAUUCGCUAUCAGCAGAAUACCGAAAACGUCGAAGCACCGCCUCAAAAUGCAAACCAGAAUGACGGGCAAAAACAGCGACUGAAUUCUAACAACAAUCAACCAGUUGGUCUAGCACUCGCAGGACAUUGUUCUCCCUUCCAAGGUCCUUGUGCGCAACAAGCGAUUUAUCCGCCAGUGCCUUAUUACUCAGGGGAAACUGAAUACCCGAAUUCGUUCUACGGACCCAAUCCUCCGACCUUCUUCCCGGUGUCAUACAUUCCGCAUGCGGAUAUAGGCGAUGGAAAUAACGGAGGGCAAUACCCAUCGCAAGUCUACGCCGGUACAGAGAAUUUCACUCCAUCGUUCGCGCCGCUGUGCCCACCUUAUAUGUAUACUCAACAGAACAUGUUCCCACCGCCGAAUGCCCAGGAAAAUUGGUAUCCUCCACCGGCACAAACUCAUUACGUGCAAUUCUCGCCAGUACCUGCACCUCUACCUGGACCGACACCGAACCCUUAAAGGCCCUUCGUCGUAUGUUAAAAUUUAACGUUGUCUGACAAAAUGCUCUCUUAGAUGUCUACUGUUCGAUCAGUGGGUGCGGAAUUACUUUUGCAUAUUCACGACACCUGACAUGUGCAAAUUGCAUUCUUUCUUAACAAUUGAUACAACACCUGUUAUUCUACGAAGGUAACUCGUACGUACGUCGAUGUACGUACGAAUUGAAACAUGAUAACUCAGUAAGUCAUACUUGUGAGAAAGACCCCUCGACUUCUUACGGAUAAAUUCUCAUGGUUUUCUAUAGUUAUAUAUAUGUUAUUGGUUUUAUAAUAGGUAUAUCAAUGAUUCCUUUCUAACGUGUUCAGCGGUUAUUUAGUUCCUAUUUACUGAAUUAUGGAUUAAUUUGUUAGUUUCAUAUAGACAUUUAAUAGUAAUAUAUUAUAUGGUUGUCCUGAUUCUUCAACAUUUCGGGUUCAUUAUGCAAUUAGAACGCAUUUAAGUACAUUAACAUCUUUAGUGGAAACUGGGUCGGUAAUGCGAAUGCAAAUGCUCAGAUGAGCAAUUCUAAGUAUUCGCCGGCGAUUACGAAUCUGUUAUCUGUCAGUGAAUGCAUCGUAUGCAAAUACUUAAUUAGUGCAUAGUCUACAUAGUUACUAAUGUAUAAAGCAUUAAUUAUUAGAACAUACUUUUGUACUUGAAAAGUUACUAAUGUAUUACGCGCUCUUUGCAGUCCACUUGGAAUUCUAAAGAAUUUAGUAGUUACGUUAUUUUUCUUCAAAACUUUAAUAAGUAAGCUGUUGAUGUUUAAAUUAAUCUUAUAUAAUCAGAAGGAAUUUUCUCUAAUUGCUUUUACGCAGUAAAUUAACAUCUAUACCUAUUGUCAGUAUUUUCAAGGCAUUGCUAUGCAGUAUAGCAGUAUAGCAAAUAUCAUUUCUUUCAACUUUUAUGUGAGUGACCAUUUAAUUUUUCUUUGUCACGAAUAAAGUUAUCAAUCGUUCAAAGUUCUUUGAACAUUGAAUAAUAACUUGAUACCAACCUGUCAUGGAUUGUGUAUGAUUCAAUCGUACACGACAAUUGCAUGACCGUAAAGCGCAUAUAUCUUUCUCUUUAUUGCGACUAUAGUGUUAUCGGUGAACAUCACAGAUGUAUCGCAAGAAGUUUUAGCAUACAGUUUCUCUCUGUUUGUAACACAAAGUUUGUAAGUUCUGAGAACAUUUAAAGAAUAACAAAUUGGCUUUCAUUAAUGGUAUUUUUAAUAUAAUAAUAAAUAUUU
Molecule: messenger RNA, 4785 nt
Organism: Orussus abietinus
Lineage: Eukaryota; Metazoa; Arthropoda; Insecta; Hymenoptera; Orussidae
Product: GATA zinc finger domain-containing protein 7
Exons: 14
Coding region: 594-3533 (979 amino acids)
Biological process (GO): protein deubiquitination
Molecular function (GO): cysteine-type deubiquitinase activity
Source: RefSeq, a predicted model, not a curated record